This is a messenger RNA of Aspergillus homomorphus CBS 101889, 1123 nucleotides long. Its product is annotated as BTB/POZ domain-containing protein. NCBI's taxonomy places the organism in Eukaryota, Fungi, Ascomycota, Eurotiomycetes, Eurotiales, Aspergillaceae. The record is from RefSeq and is a predicted model, not a curated record. Gene Ontology annotation, molecular function: protein binding. Bases 321 to 1025 code for a protein of 234 amino acids. The transcript has 2 exons.
CGGAGAACGAGGUCGGAAAUGAUGGCACUGCAUGAGAGCUGAAGGGACGAACUCAUCAACCGCUCAUGAGUGGUGUCUACUAGUUCUGUAUCCUCACAUGUGCAAUUCGCCAGCUUUUGUUGACUAAAGUUGCUGUUUCAUGCGGGAGCCACAGUAGCAUCUGGCCAACAUAUCACCAAAGACAACGUCAGCCUACCGCUUUGUGGGCAACGUUCGUAAGAUGAUUUACUUUUUCGAAACCAUAUGCGAAUGAAGGAUUAAAUAGUGCGAGAUCACCAUCUGCACUGUAGCUCUAGGAAAGCCUGGCAGGUCAAAUCAGAAUGUCUGGUGAGCAACUUCCUUUCCAUCAGGCCAAAAGGUGCUAUAGGCAAAGGCUCUGGAAGACAGGCGAGGGUGCCGAUGCAUCCAUUGUCAUUGGCGGCUUCAGAAUUCCAGUCCACUCUUCGAUCUUGGAGGAAGAGAGCCGAUAUUUUCACAGCGAAUUUCGCCGGAGUUUCCAGGAGAGAGGCAGACCAGAGUUGCAUUUCGAUAUUAAAAAUGUCAAUACGGUGUGGCGAACUCUGGAACUUAUCUAUCUCGGAACAUACUCGAAUGAGCUCUGUCCCUUAUCUUACCUUUCUGACGAAGGAAAUGAGCUUGCGCUGCAUGGGUCGGUAUACAACAUGGCGGUGUCCUGGGGAUUAUCAAACAACCUCCAAGAGAUUAUCUUUCGAAAUUAUAAAAACACAGUCGAGAAUAGCUGGCAGCCUUUAGCCUUUCUGGAGUCCGUUAACAUAAUUUUCGGUCUGCUGAGGGAGAGCGGUAUGGUCCAUGCACCCGGAAUGUCUAUUAUAGCCAGUGAGUGGUUAGACCCAGAUCGGCUACGAGAAGACAGAAUCGCGCAACUCGUUGUCCAGCAACUCGAAACCAGGCGCGAGGCGUUUGAAGACGAUUCAUCAAUCAUGUUGUGCCAGUCGCUGCAGAAUUGCCCUGUAUUACUGAGGUUAUUUUUGCAGCGUUGGCUAGUAGCGAAGAGAAAGUCUUAGUCCGACAUAUAUCCUUGAAACUUGGAGUUUUCGAUUUAUCACCGCCGAUGCUCGUCCGAGAUGAUCAAAUCAGAAUGCGUCUUUAGGGCUGAUGCGGG